This is a messenger RNA of Penicillium canariense, 183 nucleotides long. RefSeq lists its product as uncharacterized. Bases 1 to 183 code for a protein of 60 amino acids. The transcript has a single exon. The record is from RefSeq and is a predicted model, not a curated record. Lineage: Eukaryota; Fungi; Ascomycota; Eurotiomycetes; Eurotiales; Aspergillaceae.
AUGUCCCGCUCUGGUGCUGGGCUGGCGAAUCGCCUGUCUCGGCGAUGUGGCGAUGGAGGUGCUGUUCUGACUUGCUCAAGAAGAUUCCAGUUCCGAGUCUCACACCUGAUGCUAGAGAAGGACGACGAGCUUCCUGCAGAGGAUAUCUAUUGUCCCAAGAAGAGAGGGUUGGAGAGGAGGUAG